GCAACGAGCACCACACUAUGUAAGCCUUUAAAGAUUAUGAUUAAUAAUAAAACAAGAAAACAGUGCAAUUACAGUCUUUUCUAUUCAACAUCAUCUCUCUCCACCUUUACAUGGUGCCGAAAAUAUUCAGUUCUACUUAAUCUCCAACGGGCUGGGCCGGUAAACUUCGUGUCCGCGUGCGCGAUGCGCACACGCCAUAAUGGCGGCCGAAGAUAUCAAAAAAUUAAUUGCAGCCAGAGGCCAAUGUAAGGCUUCUAUGACGAGAAUGGAGAGGUUUCUCCAACAAGAGCCUCAAUUAUUUACUGUGGAGAGCUUGAAGACUAGAAAAGCGUCAAUGAACACCGUCUUCCAAAAGUAUCAAGACGUAUGCGUGCAAUUAUCAGUAUUAGAGCCAGAAAAUCACAAAGACGACUUGGACGACGACACAGAAGAUCGAUUUUACAGCAUUAUGACCGCUUUAGAGUGCGCGUUAAAUGUAAUAGAAAAAACAGCCCAACAAAAUACACAGACAGCAGAGGGCACUGGAAAAGCAGCGCGCUUGCCUUCGCUUGAUAUACCUGUCUUCGACGGGCGGGACGUCGCGCUCUACAAAUCAUUUAUCGAGAUGUUUGAGGCUGUAGUACAUCGCGACGCGCGAAUACCUGUCGUCCAGAAGCUGUGCUUUCUGAAAAAGUAUUUAAAGGGCGAGCCGCUGCAGCUUAUCGACAAUUUACCCAUAAUUGGAGCAUCAUAUGACUCUGCACUAGAACUACUCAAGAAACGGUAUGACAACCCAGCAUUAAUCAUCAGCAGCCACGUCAAUACACUCCUGGACAUACCAGCGUUGCACCGAGGCACUGCUCUACAGCUGCGAGACAUGGUGGCCAAGGUCCGGCAACAUCUCACCGCGCUACAAAACCUUGAGCAGCCAGUCACAUCAUGGGACGCCAUCCUAGCCUGCAUCUUGUUAAGAAAGUUAGAUUCCUUCACCGUGAGAUUGUAUCACUCCGAGAGGGACAACAGCGAGCAACACACUGCGAAGUUUCCCUCCUUCUGGCUGCAGAUAUCUUCUGCAGAGUAAUACAAGACGGAAAGGUUGAGGCAGGCCCUGAGGAUCCAGUGCUGCUGAACACGCGCCUUGGAUACAUCGUCUCGGGCAGAGUAAGUGUGAGUCCAUCAUACAAUUUUAAUACAGUUGCUAUGCAUACAAUGGUUAAUCCUGAUCUUGACUCUUGUGUAAGGCAAUUUUGGGAGGCCGAAAAGGUCCCUGAAGCAUAUCCAGAAAGCAUGCCAGAGCAGGAAUAUUGUGAGAAGAUUUUUUGGAGACAACCUCAUUGAACAGGGAUCGCUAUGAGGUUACUCUCCCAUUAAAAGUUAAUUUUAGCGAAAUAGAUCCUUCUAACUCCUUUGUAAUUGCUUUGCAAAGAUUAAAUAAUCUUCAAAAAAGGUUUGCAAAGGAACCUGAGUUUCAUAACUUAUACAAACAAUUCAUACAAGAAUACCUUGAUCUAGGUCACGCCAAAGUAAUUGAUCUAAAGGACUGUGACCCUACAGAGCAACCGGUAUUUUACCUGUCACAUCAUGGAAUUCUCCGGCCCGACAAAAUUACAAAUAAACUCCGGGCUGUAUUUGAUGGUAGUUUCAAAACUAAGGCAGGCCACAGUCUCAAUGACUAUUUAUGCAAUGGCCCUGUAGUCCAAAACUCAUUAUUUGAUAUCAUGAUGCUUUUUCGCACAUACAAGUACACGGUGCAGUGUGACAUACGUCACAUGUACCGCAUGAUAUCUAUGCACCCUGAGCAUAGACGCCUACAAAACAUUUUGUGGCGGGCAGAUGACACUUUACAGUGUUUACAAUUACAAACAAUAACUUAUGGAUUAAAAAGCAGUGCCUACCUUGCCACAAAGUGUCUUGUAGAGCUAGCAAAAAAAUACAAGGCUCAAUAUCCAUUGGCCAGUGAAGCUAUCAUCAAAAACAGCUAUGUAGAUGAUGUGCAAGGCGGCUCAGAUACACUUCAGGGAGCUUUACAACUAAAAAGUGAACUUAUUUCUCUAAUGAGCAAAGGUAGCUUUCAAUUACAUAAAUGGAUUUCCAAUGAGUCAGAAAUAUUGCAAGAUAUCCCUCAAGAAAAAAUUGGCCUUGCCAAGCAGGAUAUUGAUCAGGA
This is a messenger RNA of Cydia splendana, 2143 nucleotides long. RefSeq lists its product as uncharacterized. Lineage: Eukaryota; Metazoa; Arthropoda; Insecta; Lepidoptera; Tortricidae. Bases 200 to 1060 code for a protein of 286 amino acids. The transcript has 2 exons. The record is from RefSeq and is a predicted model, not a curated record.